Messenger RNA from Perca flavescens (yellow perch), 946 nucleotides. Its product is annotated as high affinity immunoglobulin gamma Fc receptor I-like. NCBI's taxonomy places the organism in Eukaryota, Metazoa, Chordata, Actinopteri, Perciformes, Percidae. Gene Ontology annotation, biological process: cell surface receptor signaling pathway; immune response. The record is from RefSeq and is a predicted model, not a curated record. The transcript is spliced from 7 exons. The coding region runs from base 83 to 946 and encodes 287 amino acids. Gene Ontology annotation, cellular component: external side of plasma membrane. Gene Ontology annotation, molecular function: transmembrane signaling receptor activity.
GGUCUCUGUCACAGUUCUGACCUCACUGCUGAGCAGCACAACAAACCAAGCCUCUCUGACUGUGAGUCCCAGCAGAUCUCAGAUGUUUAAAGAUGAAUCUGUCUCUCUGAGCUGUGAGGAGGACGACAGCUCUGCUGGAUGGACUCUGAGGAGGAACACAUCCGGAGAAACCAGGACUCAGUGUGGAGAUGGCUGGGGAAGACCUGCUGGUUCUUCCUGUAAAAUCUACUUCAUGAUCCCCGGGGACAGUGGAGUUUACUGGUGUGAGUCCAGAGAGGGAGCAACCAGUAACAGCAUCACCAUCACUGUCCCUGGUGGACCAGUGAUCCUGCAGAGUCCUGUCCUCCCUGUGAUGGAGGGAGAAGACCUCACUCUGACCUGUAGAACAAAGAUGUCCUCCAACCUCCCAGCUGGUUUCUAUAAAGAUGGCUCCUUCAUCAGGAAUGAACCUGCAGGUCACAUGACCAUCCACCAUGUUUCCAGGUCUGAUGAAGGACUCUACAGGUGUCACAUCAGCAGUGUUGGAGAGUCUCCACCCAGCUGGGUCUCUGUCACAGAGAAACCCACGACUACAAGUCCUCCUACAACCUCCAUUACCUCUGGCUUCACCACUUCUUCCCCUACCCCCAGCUCCUCUCCUCCUCCCUCCGGCUCCUCUCCUCCUCCCCUUGUGUUGUGGUCCAUUGUUUCAGUCGGUGUCCCGGUUCUGCUGGUUCUCCUGGUUCUCCUGGUGAUACGAUGCAUCUGUAGCAAACCUAAAGCUGCUCAAGCUGAGGCUGGAGAUGAUGACAUCACAAACAAUGAUGUCACAAUAUUGAGACGGAGCAGAGAGACUUAUUCAAUUGCAAUCUACUCCGGAGUGAGAACAGAAGACGACAGUCAUGGACAAAUAGGAAUCAAAGACAAGAAAUCAACCAGGAAGAGACUAUUUCGAUUAGCGGAGUAA